This is a messenger RNA of Pecten maximus, 4302 nucleotides long. Its product is annotated as zinc finger protein GLI2-like. Gene Ontology annotation, cellular component: nucleus. The transcript is spliced from 8 exons. NCBI's taxonomy places the organism in Eukaryota, Metazoa, Mollusca, Bivalvia, Pectinida, Pectinidae. Bases 475 to 2220 code for a protein of 581 amino acids. Gene Ontology annotation, biological process: smoothened signaling pathway; regulation of transcription by RNA polymerase II. The record is from RefSeq and is a predicted model, not a curated record. Gene Ontology annotation, molecular function: DNA-binding transcription factor activity, RNA polymerase II-specific; RNA polymerase II cis-regulatory region sequence-specific DNA binding.
UGGGGGUCUGAGCAUGUGUAUUACGGUUGUUACCACGCUUCUGUCACCUCGGCUGAAACCCUUAUGAAUGGAAUACCACUUGUGUAUCGUAAAACGGAACCGGUAGCAGAUCUAUCAAGAUUGCUCGGUCGCAUAUAACGAAUGUCUAUUGAAUACGAGCCCAUGGACAGUGCACAUUAACUGUGGAUAGAACUUUUUGAAGAGAGGCAUUUGAAGUUGUGGUCUGAAUGGCAUUUGAGAAGUAAAUUGAUGAUCACCGUUGGACUGAUACACCACUACACAUAAGACACCCAUGGUUCACAAGCUCCUCAUCAAUGCUCGAGGUUAAAAAAUGCAUCUGAUUGGUGGUUAUUACCUCAGAUAUUCUGUAUAUAAACACCUACAGUAAGGAAAGAUGACACUAAUUCUAAUGCGUCACCACGACAGCACGACAUUGCUCUGGUUACUGCUAUACUUCACAGGAAGCAGCUAAGAAUGAAAUCAGAGGUUAUACUGAACACUUGUGCUCGUCGUCUCCACAGAAAACCUAGUGGUAAGGAUACAACUUGUAGCAAUGGAAAAGGAUCAAACUAUCUCUCUGACAACAGCAAUCAUAGCCUGCUCAACAUCGAAAAUGUUCCGUGUAUAUUGAACAGAAAAUCACCUGAGAAACAAUGUGUUAAUGGAAAACUUAUGAUGGAUGAAGAAGGAGGUGAACGGUUAAUGUUGCCUUCACCAGAGGGCAGCAGGGGCAAUUUGUUGAACCAGGUGGGCAACAUGGACUCUCCAAGCCACUCACCACCACUUUACUCCAGUAACAGACUUGGUGCUUUUAAUAACAAUGGCAGCUCAGAGAGCUUGUGUUCAUCCAUGCCGCCAUUGUGUCUAUCCCAGACACUACCUACAAGUCCACAUGGAAUAGACUCUUUAUCGUUUCCAUGUGACAGCAAACAUUCCGGUGCUUUACCUGUAACUCUUUAUGCAAAUUCAAAUCCAAUUCAACAAGAUGUCCAAGAGUUUAUACGUCCCAGUAUCAUAGCGACAGUGGGUGCUGUUGGCUUGAAUUUGUCAACAUCUAGUCUCAUGGACACCACAGUUGUCUCCCCUGGCCUGGGCUCUCCUCUGUCUCUUGGUCAUCACAGUCUAGAUCUCCAUGGGGAAGGAGGUGAACAGUCAAGUUCACAGUUAUCCCCAAACUCAGAUUCCUCACAGACUUUUAUCAAAAUAUUUGCAAACGAGAAAGACGCUGUGACAGUAGGAAUCGAGUUUUAUGAAUGUCGUUGGGUUAGUUGUGAUAGGAAGUUCAUUUUAUUGGAUGACUUAGUUAACCAUGUAAAUGACUGCCAUGUCAAGGUGGAACGUCCCGACAUAGACUACCAAUGUAAAUGGGAUGGCUGUCCACGGAAAGGGAAAGGAUUCAAUGCCAGGUACAAGAUGCUGAUCCAUAUACGUACACACACAAACGAGAAACCUCACAAGUGUGGCAUCUGUGGCAAGUGUUUUUCACGGCUAGAAAAUCUCAAAAUACACAACAGGUCUCAUACAGGUGAAAAGCCAUAUGCGUGUCCAUUUGAGGGCUGUAACAAGGCAUAUUCAAACUCAAGUGACAGAUUUAAGCAUGUACGGACCCAUCAGGAGGAAAAACCUUACAUAUGCAAAAUGCCAGGAUGUAACAAACGCUACACAGACCCUAGUUCUCUCAGAAAGCAUGUACGAACACAUGGACACUAUUACCGUGAAAAUGAAAAACAGAUUGCCAAAAAUAACAAAUCCUUGUACUUAUCAAACAUUCCUACUCCCUUGUCUCCGUCACUGCCGCCGAGUUCUCCCCACGGAUCUAUACACUCCCCUCCUGUGAAUCGAUUCCUGCCCUUGUCUCCGAGCAGCAUCCUUCCUCACUCACCGAUGCCGUCACAGCUUAUGUCUGUACACAAUAUUAUGCAUGUUUCAAGUUUUACAUCGAAUCCACUCCUCUCCUCUACUAUGUUAUCCACACCCGUCACAACGACUCAAACAACGUCCACUCAGACCGAUCGUAUCCUCAAUUCCCUCUCGCCCACCUCGCCAAUCAAGCUUGAUCUCAGCACGGACAAGAGCUCAGAUGACCAAGAUGAAAAGUGUCAAGAUGGUCCUCUGGACUUAACCACAAACACUUCAUCAGAAACGGAUACCGACAUCGAAGUUGGGGACCGAGAGGUCUCAAAUUUUUCAUCAAGUAAAUGGGAUUUAAUACAUUCCUGACUGACUGGAAUAGAAUUCUUUGAUAAAUUUUGUUGAUGCAUUUCUGGUGGAGAGUUCCUUUACAGGGAAUUAUAAUUUAUCUUUAAUUAACAGAAGGAAGUUUGGUUAUCUAAAUCAUAUUGCUAUUACAACAGCUGUUAGUGGAGUUUUCUCUUUUAAAUCUGUCUCCGGUAUAUCCCCAAAUCAACGUGAAUCUCUAAAAUAGUAUAACAUUAGGUAUAUAAAUGGAUAAUUAUUUCAUUUUGUUACCCGACUCUGUAUCGAUAUGUAAAUGUAAAUUAGUUAUUUUCGACUGUUUCCCAGCAAAAUUGCUAGAAAAAUCUUGUUUUUGAAAGGACAGUUAUUAGACACCUAUUUUGUCUUGAAAAAAUUGGGUUUGUUGGGUCUAAUUGAAAACAGUGAUCUUGUAGAUUAUUCAGUUAACAAAACAGUUGUUUCAUUGUGGCUUAUCAGUUAAAACUAUCCCCCUUCAGUGAUGGGACUAACCCAAUGAACUGUUUGUCUCGGCCUGCUUGUCUCGGAAAACACUAGUUCAUCACUUCAGGGGAUGAUCAAGUUUUGACUGUGGACCGAUAAGGCAUGAAGCAAACUGUAUACUUUGAAAUGUAAUUAAUUGCGAACUGUUAAACUGGGACAUUUAAUUCCAGUAGAAUAUAUAUACUAUGAGAAGACCAAGGAAAUAAAUUCAAUGCAUGGUUGGUGCUGGAGAAAACACAGCUUAACUAUAGGGUACUGUUUGAAUUAAAUCACUUCUUCCAGUGACCUCCGACAAACAUGGAGUCUUCCCAUUGCAUAUUUAUAUACAUAACUUCAAUAUAGCUCUAAUAGUUUAAAUGAAGCCAAACCAACUGAUGGUGAAGUAAAGGUUUAAAAUUUAGGUUUAGUGUUACAGACGUAAAGGAAUCUCUAAUACUCUUUCCAGUAUAUUUCAGUACUGGGAAAUUCAAAGGUUGUUUAUACAUGUAAUUUAUUUAUCUUGUUCAGACAAAAACAGGCAAAAUAAUCCUUUAUAUAGGGUACAGGUUAUGUCUUAAUUAAAUACAGGAAUGAUGGUACAACUAAGACAAAAAAAAGAAGGAUUACCCAAAAAGUACUGCUUCCAAAUUAAUUAGCAUUGAACUAUAAAUGCAUUGAAAUACACAUUGAAGUAUCCUAUAUGAAGGCUAUCAAUCGAUCUCCACGUUACAAUCUUGGAAGAAAUGCCAAUAUAGAUCUUAGAGAAAAUAUGUAGAUUGAGAUUCAUUUGCCUGUAUUCUGGUAUUGUACGAUGAUGAAAUGUAAAGUUGUGGUUCAAAGUGUCGACUGUGAUAAAUGUUAUUAAGUAUACCUGGUAUAUAUUGAACUGGUAAUAUUUGUAUCAUUUUCUAUCAAUUUUUAAAGUUGAGAUUGUAAAUAAAUGAUGGGUAAUUGUAGGACUAAAAGUAAGUUGAUUGAUGAUUUAGUGUGAGAGAAAGAGGAUAGACGUUUUUGUACAGAAAUAUUCACAUUUAUUAAAACAAAUGCAAUCUUCAUUUGUAAAGUAAGCAUUCAAGGAAAUAGUUUUCAUUGUUGCUCCUUCCCAAUUUUAUUUCAUAUUAAAGACAGUAAAUAUCAAUAAAAAGUGAACAGGCCAGAAUAAUUUUUUUUUUUUGCACAAAUGUAUAUUAUAGACAUUUCUGAUAAUUAUUCUUUUAAUCUUAUGUUGUGGUAGUGUUUUUAAAUUACUUAAUAGCGAACUUUAAAUUCACAAAUAUUAGCAUUAAUCUUUGUUAAUCAGUGUGUAUUGUAGUCAUUGUUAUCUGUUCUGCUACUUAAUGAGAAUACACUAUUUUUUAUGCUUGAUUUACUAUUAUGUUAGUAUAUGGCAAGUAUUUACCUUUCAGGUGUCUUUAUCAUAUCAUCUUCAGGCUUUAAUAGACUCCUUAGGGUAUGUUUUAGACUCCCAAAAGGAGUAAUUGACUCCUGUUUUUGAAGGGACAUUAUUAGAUAGAUGUUUUGACUCGAUUUCUAAGAACAUCUGAAAUUGCUCAGUCAAGGGUCAACAGAAAGCUUUGUUGUUUUUGUUGUAUUUUAGUCGAGAAUAAACCGUUUUCUAAAAUUUCA